AAGCGAGAAAAAAAUAUUAAUACUUGAAUGACUACAGAUGUAAUUUACAUAAAAGAGAUUGGCCUAGGCACGCAAACUUAGGCUUUGUCCUUUUUAUUCCAGUGAACGUUACAAGUUGAUUCUCACAAUAGAGCUCAUAUCUGAACAUGGAGUUUUCAAAAAAAUCUCAGGUGUUUGAGACACUGAUCUCGGCUAUAUUUUUAUUGGAACUACUGAGACCGAAUGUAGCUGAAUUUCGAGCAGUGGGGCUUGCGACGAGCACCAUCACGUUUCGGGCGCUGAAUUGCCGCAAACAUAGCGCGGUAUUGACUGAUUUUGGUGGGAUCGGUGAUGGUAAAACAUCUAACACGAAGGCGUUCGAAGCAGCGAUUAUGAAUCUAAGCCAAGUGGCGCCGGACGGUGGUGCACAGCUUAUUGUGCCGCCAGGGAAAUGGCUAACUGGAAGCUUUAAUCUCACCAGCCAUUUUACGCUUUUUGUACAUAAAGAUGCUGUUAUUCUUGGAUCUCAGGAUGAAUCGGAGUGGCCGCCUGUUGCUCUUUUGCCUUCAUACGGUAGGGGAAGGGAUGCCCCUAGUGGAAGGCUCAGCAGCCUUAUUUUUGGCACCAACCUCACUGAUGUUGUCAUUACAGGUAAUAACGGCACCAUCGAUGGCCAAGGUUCAUAUUGGUGGAAACUGUUCAGGGACAAUAAAAUGACUGUUACCAGACCUUACAUGAUCGAGAUCAUGUACUCGAAACAAGUCCAGAUAUCGAAUCUAACGUUGGUUAACUCCCCAUCAUGGAACGUUCAUCCCAUAUACAGCAGUGAUAUAAUAAUCCAACACUUGACGGUUUUUGCACCGGUUGAUUCGCCCAACACUGAUGGAAUAGACCCAGAUUCGUGCACGAAUACCCGAAUCGAAGACAGUUUUAUCGUCUCUGGAGACGAUUGCAUCGCUGUUAAAAGUGGCUGGGAUGAAUACGGAAUCAAAUUCAACAUGCCGACCAAACAACUAGUGAUCAGAAGGUUCGCUUGCAUUUCCCCAAGCAGUGCCACCAUUGCUCUCGGGAGCGAGAUGUCUGGCGGAAUUGAAGAUGUAAGAGUCGAGGACGUAACGGCGAUUAAUACGGAAUCCGGUGUGAGGAUCAAAACUGGAGUGGGAAGAGGAGCUUACGUCAAAGACGUUUACGUUAGGAACAUGACGUUGAAUACGAUGAAAUAUGUGUUUUGGAUGACGGGUGAUUACGGCUCGCAUCCGGAUGCGGAGUUCGACCAAAACGCGUUCCCUGUGAUCAAAGGGAUCAAUUAUAGAGACAUUGUGGCCGAUAACGUCACCCAAUCGGCACAACUGGACGGGAUCGGAAAGCAUCCAUUUACGGAUAUUUGCAUUUCCAAUGUCAACAUCAAAUUGGCUGCAAAGCCAAAGGGGGUGCAAUGGAACUGCAGUGAUGUUCAAGGAGUUACCAAUCGUGUGAGCCCUGAACCAUGUAACUUGUUGCCUCGAAAGGAAAUUGAUUGUCCCUUCGCUAAGGAUAGACUGCCCAUUGAAGAUGUCCAGUUAAAAACUUGUUCGAUCAGCGGAAACUUUUAAUAAUUUUAUCUAUUUUAUAGUUUGAAAUUAGUCUUAUUAAAGUGCAGCUAAUAUUAUAAAA
Messenger RNA from Gossypium arboreum, 1632 nucleotides. Its product is annotated as probable polygalacturonase. The record is from RefSeq and is a predicted model, not a curated record. Gene Ontology annotation, molecular function: polygalacturonase activity. The transcript is spliced from 5 exons. Gene Ontology annotation, biological process: carbohydrate metabolic process. Lineage: Eukaryota; Viridiplantae; Streptophyta; Magnoliopsida; Malvales; Malvaceae. Bases 147 to 1571 code for a protein of 474 amino acids.